Verticillium alfalfae VaMs.102 is the source of this 1755-nucleotide messenger RNA. Its product is annotated as thermostable beta-glucosidase B. The coding region runs from base 1 to 1755 and encodes 584 amino acids. Lineage: Eukaryota; Fungi; Ascomycota; Sordariomycetes; Glomerellales; Plectosphaerellaceae. The record is from RefSeq and is a predicted model, not a curated record. The transcript has a single exon. Gene Ontology annotation, molecular function: beta-glucosidase activity. Gene Ontology annotation, biological process: glucan catabolic process.
AUGACUGCCUACAACCAAGUCAACGGCCACCACGCCGAUUCUCACCCGUUUCUCCUGAAGCGCGUUCUUCGCGGCGACUGGAAGUGGGACGGCCUCGUCAUGAGCGACUGGGGCGGUGUCAACUCGACUGCUGACUCCCUGAACGCUGGCCUCGAUCUCGAGAUGCCCGGACCCACCCGCUGGCGCAAGGUGGAGGACGUUCUGGCCGCUGUCAAGGCAGGCAAGCUGACGGAGGAGACGAUCAACGACCGUGCCCUUCACGUUCUGCGCUUCCUUGAACGCCAGAAGGUCUUCGAGGACCCAACCAUCCCCGACGAGAAGGCCGUCAACAAGCCCGAGCACCAGGCCCUCAUUCGCGAGGCUGGCGGCAAGGGCAUCGUCCUCCUGAAGAAUGAGGGCAGCGUUCUGCCUCUGACGAAGGAGAAGGUCAAGGGAAAGAAGAUUGCUCUCCUGGGCUAUGCUAAGGAGGGUCUCGCCCACGGCGGCGGCAGUGCUUCGGUCAACGCUCAUUACAAGAUCACCCCCUACGACGCGCUGAAGGAGGCUUUCGGAGACGACGUCGAGAUCACAUACAGCAAGGGCGCCCACACCUUCCGCCAGCUGCCUCUGCUGGCGGAGAAUGUCGUCAGCACCGACGGCACGACGCCUGGUUUCACCUACAGCAUUUACGAGCCCGGCAAGUCGGAGCCCAUCAAGGCUACCCAAGGCCACAAGACGUCUGAGGUUGGUAUCCUCGAUGCCUUUGACCUCGAGAACAAGGAGAUCGAGCUCGUCGGUACUUUCACUCCCCCCGAGACGGCCACCUACUACUAUACCCUCACCGGCCUUGGCCCCUCCUACGUCUCCAUCGACGAUAAGGUUGUCUUUGAGCAGAAGGACAACUGCUCCGACUCGAUGGGCUUCCUCUUUGGCGGCGUGCCUGUGCCGACCAUGAAGUUCCCCUUCGAGGCUGGCAAGACGUACAAGCUUCAGGUCCGCAGCUCGCCCCCUGCGCCUGUGCCCGGCACUGAUCUCGGCAUUCUCGAGGGCCGCGCCGGUGUCCGUUUCGGCGCCAUGUCCGCGACCGAGCACGACCGGGACAUUCUCAGUGAGGCCGUCGACGCCGCCAAGGCCGCCGACUACGCCAUCGUCUUCACCGGCCACGAUCCUACCUGGGAGACUGAGGGUCAGGACCAGGCCGGCUUCCACCUCCCCAAGGACGGCAGCCAGGACCGCCUCGUUUCUGGCGUCGCCAAGGCCAACCCCAAUACCAUUGUCGUCAACUCGACUGGUGUCGCCGUCGCGCUGCCGUGGCUGUCCGAGAUCAAGGGCCUCCUCCAGGCCUGGUUCCCCGGCCAGGAGGCCGGCAACGCCAUCGCCGACGUCCUCACCGGCGCUCGCACCCCCGAGGGCCACCUCACGUGCACGUUCCCCAAGCGCCUCGAGGACUGUCCCGCCUACGGAAACUUCCCGGGCAAGUACGUCGACGGCAAGCUCAAGGUCAAGUACGAGGAGGGCGUCUUUGUCGGCUACCGCCACUUUGACCGCCUGCCCGCCGACAAGGUCCAUUUCCCCUUCGGCUUCGGCCUGUCGUACACCACGUUUGCCCUCGCCGACCUCGCCGUCAGGGAGACGUCUGCCGACGCGUACAGCGUCAGCGUCAAGGUGUCCAACACGGGCGCCGUCGAGGGCGCGACGGCCGUGCAGAUCUACGCCGGCGCCGCGACGCGUCGGACGACACGCCCAUCAAGGCGCUCGUCAGCUUCAAGAAGGUGA